Molecule: messenger RNA, 1137 nt
Organism: Prorocentrum cordatum
Lineage: Eukaryota; Dinophyceae; Prorocentrales; Prorocentraceae
Source: the annotation of a GenBank genome assembly
AUGGAAGCGAGGCGUUGGGCAGCGUCCAGCGCGCGGACCCUGGCGAGGCGCCUCCGCCGCCAGCGGCGGGAGGAGCUGGGGGGCACGCGCGCGUCGGCGCUGGCCCACCGCGUGCAGACGCUCAGGUUCGCCCUCGCCGAGCACUGGCGGCUGGGCGACGUGCUGGGCUGUCGCUCCCCCACGAUGGCGGAGGCGCUCGAGGCGGCUCGGGUUGUGGGGCUGCCGCAGGAGUGCCUUCAGACAGCGGAGGAGGCCCUGGGCGCUGGCAACUGGGCGCGGCACGCGGGGCCGCCCAAUGCUGCCGGGCGCCCGCCUCCCAUGCCGUCGGGGACGAGCUCAGACUUCCUUGAGAAGGUCCUCAAGGUGCAGUCCCUCCCGCUGAACGCGGACGCGGUGGCGUUCAGCUGCUGGGCGCCAGGGGGCUGGGGCAAGGCGGUGCAGGAGGGCCUUUACGAGGAGGGCGACGCGGAUGCAAUCGUGGAGGAGGGCGCCGAGCAGGCGUACACCCAGAGCGACGUGGACAUCCAGUGCGUGGGCGCGGAACAGGCCGCCGCGAAGGUUGCCGGGGCCGACGUCGGCGCAGCGCAGGAGGGCAGGCUCAUGGUGAACGGGGGCCGCUCUGGAGCCAACCUGGCCGAGGGCACGGGCGAGGCCGGUGCGCCGGCGUGCGCCGUCUGCGACUCGGAGGCCGGCUUGGAGGGCGGCGUCGAGGAGAUGAGCAACGAGAAGGAGGCGGGCGUGGCCAUGCAGCGCGGGUGGUGGGCCGCCAGGGCCAGAGUCUCGCGGGCCUGGCUGGGCGCGAAGGCCUCGGAAAGCAAUGACAUGGUGGAGCUCGAGGCGCAGGGCGUCGAGGGCUUCGCGGCGUCCGAAGGCAAGGGCAUCGACGCGCAGAAGGUGCGGCGCUUGCUGACGGGCAAGGAGAUGAGCAACGAGAAGGAGGCGGACAUGGCCAUGCAGCGCGGGUGGUGGGCCGCCAGGGCCAGAAUCUCGCGGGCUCGGCUGGGCGCGAAGGCCUCGGAGAGCAAAGACUUGGCGGAGCUCGAGGCGCAGGGCGUCGAGGGCUUCGCGGCGUCCGAAGGCAAGGGCAUCGACGCCCAGAAUGUGCGGUGCUUGCUGACGGGCAAGGUGAGAGAGUGA